CAUGUCCCAGAUGUUGCACAUUGAGAUCCCCAACUUCGGGAACACUGUGUUGGGCUGCCUGAAUGAACAGCGCCUGCUUGGCCUCUACUGUGAUGUGUCCAUCGUGGUCAAAGGCCAGGCCUUCAAGGCCCACCGCGCUGUGCUGGCCGCCAGCAGCCUGUACUUCCGAGAUCUGUUCAGCGGCAACAGCAAGAGCGCCUUCGAGCUGCCGGGCACCGUGCCGCCCGCCUGCUUCCAGCAGAUCCUAUCCUUUUGCUACACGGGCAAGCUGACCAUGGCGGCCAGCGAGCAGCUCGUGGUCAUGUACACAGCCGGCUUCCUGCAGAUCCAGCACAUUGUGGAGCGUGGGACCGAUCUCAUGUUCAAGGUGAGUUCGCCCCACUGCGACUCGCAGACCGCCAUGAUCGAGGAUGCCAGCUCCGCGCCCCAAAGCCCCUGCAACCAGCUGCCACCCACUGCUGCCGCCACGCCCUAUGUGGUCUCCCCAUCUGUGCCCAUCCCGCUGCUGACCCGCGUGAAGCACGAAGCCUUGGAGCUGCCGCCGGCCACUGGCUCCAGCCUGGCCCCCAAGCGCUCGAUGGAGACCGGGCUCCGGGAUGGUGUGGCGGUGGCUGCGGGUGCCACUGUGGCAGCCAGCGCGGCACCCAUCAAGCUGCCCCGAGUCUCCUACUAUGGGGUGCCCAGCCUGGCCACCCUCAUCCCUAGCAUCCAGCCGGUGCCCUACGUCCAGGGCGAGAGGACCAGUCCUGGGGCCAGCAGCCUGCCUACCACUGACAGCCCCACUUCCUACCACAAUGAAGAGGAUGAGGAGGAUGAUGAAGCCUAUGACACAAUGGUGGAGGAACAAUAUGGCCAGAUGUAUAUCAAGUCCAGCGGCAGCUAUGCAGUGCAAGAAAAGCCCGAGCCAGUGCCACUGGAGAGCCGUUCCUGUGUCCUCAUCCGCCGAGACCUGGUGGCCCUGCCCGCCAGCCUCAUCAGCCAGAUCGGGUAUCGCUGUCACCCCAAGCUCUACUCAGAGGGGGACCCCGGUGAGAAGCUGGAGCUGGUGGCAGGCUCUGGCGUCUACAUCACGCGGGGCCAGUUGAUGAACUGCCACCUGUGUGCGGGAGUGAAGCACAAGGUCUUGCUGCGUAGACUCCUGGCCACCUUCUUCGACAGGAACACUCUGGCCAACAGCUGCGGAACUGGCAUCCGCUCCUCGACCAGUGACCCCAGCCGCAAGCCACUUGACAGCCGAGUCCUGAAUGCUGUGAAACUGUACUGCCAGAACUUUGCCCCGAGCUUCAAGGAGAGUGAGAUGAACGUGAUCGCCGCAGACAUGUGCACCAAUGCACGCCGAGUCCGCAAGCGCUGGCUGCCCAAGAUCAAGUCCAUGUUGCCUGAGGGUGUGGAGAUGUACCGCACGGUCAUGGGCGCCUCAGCCGCCAGCAUGCCCCUUGACCCCGACUUCCAGCCCCCCGCCGCCGCCCAAGUGUUCGAGCAGCGCCUCUUCGCCGAGCGCCGGGGUGAUGCUGCCGCCAUCGUGGCUCUGAGAACGGACACCGUGAAUGUAGACCUGGCCGCCGCCACCACCGCCAACAACCCUGCCUUUGAGGCCGGCGAGGAGGCCGAUGGGGCCGGCUCGGUCAUCCAAGAGGUAGCCGCGCCUGAGCCACUGUCCACCGAUGGCCAGAGCCCACCCCAGCUUUUCGAGCAGGGCAGUGCUAGCUCCAGCCGGCCCGAGACGCCGGCCCGGAGACCAGAGCCGGGCAGCUACGCAGGGACUUUGUAAGGGGCGGCGGGCGGAGGAAGGCAUGGCCGCGGACUCCUAAAGACCUCAGCACUAGAGCUGCUUGCAUGCUAUACUAAUACAGACCAAUGUGAUCGGGCCACGACCCUACUGAACUGCUACUAUUGCCUGAAAAUGUGACUUGACUGCUUGUAUCUAAACUCAUGAAGGAAA
This is a messenger RNA of Chrysochloris asiatica (Cape golden mole), 1942 nucleotides long. It is a transcript of the gene NACC2, whose product is annotated as NACC family member 2, BEN and BTB (POZ) domain containing. Gene Ontology annotation, molecular function: protein binding; DNA-binding transcription factor activity, RNA polymerase II-specific; RNA polymerase II cis-regulatory region sequence-specific DNA binding. Lineage: Eukaryota; Metazoa; Chordata; Mammalia; Afrosoricida; Chrysochloridae. The record is from RefSeq and is a predicted model, not a curated record. Gene Ontology annotation, biological process: regulation of transcription by RNA polymerase II. The transcript has 5 exons. The coding region runs from base 2 to 1771 and encodes 589 amino acids.